AUGGAUGAUGAUGGAAUGAAUAUUCGUGGAUUAUGUAAUUCUUUGACAUCAUUUCAUUAUUCCACAAUAUAUAAUAAAGUUUUCGUUGCAAUAUUUUCACAUUAUGUGGGAAUUUCUUGUUUGUUACAACAGAGAUUGUCAUUUAUUUUUGGCUUCUCGUCGCCUCAGCAAUGUCUUCUAUGCUUAAAAACAUAUGAUGAAUGCGUAGCUAAUGGAUAUGAGGUUUUACCUGAACAAAUUUUGGAUAUAAAUACCGUUCAUUCCUUAUUGCUGUUUAGACACGAAACCGGGGAAAGAAACACUGAAUUCCGUGAACCUAGUGAAAGACCUAUACAAAUUUUUGUAAAAACACUUUCAGGAGAAAGUCGGGCAAUGUUCGUCUCCCCAUAUAGAACUGUCCUUAGAUUUAAACAUGAUAUUCAAGAAAUGCUCGGAUAUAACAUUACGCAGAUGCGUCUCGAAUUGGCUGGAGGUUUUGAUUUUUAUGUUAUCAAAGAAGAUUUUCUAGAUCGUAAAUAUGAUUAUGACUUCACGAAUAUGAAAGAUGAAGGUAUAACUUUCAUUCGCGGUAACAUACUAUACGACAGACCUUAUGGAUGGAAAAGAAUAGCACUCAAUGUUUCGGGAAAGUAUGGUUCUGAUGAUAAAUGGUUAGGUUGUGUUGGAAAUAGUUCUGAUGAAUGGCCAGUCUCUUACCAUGGUACUAAUAAAGACUUUGCUGAUUCUAUUGCCGAUAAGGGUUACUUGCUUAGUAAAGGAAAAAGAUUUGCAUAUGGGAAAGGAAUUUAUUCAUCUCCUAAAAUUGAAGUAGCUGAAGAUCCAUAUGCGGUUGAAUUUGAUCAUUCUGGUGCCAAAUAUAAAAUUGUUUUUCAGAAUAGAGUUAACCCUGCGGGGCUAGUCAAGCACAAUCAUGUUAUAUGGGUUACACCAGAUGAAAAGAAUAUUAGACCAUAUGGGUUAUGCAUAAAAAAACUUCAAUAG
Molecule: messenger RNA, 981 nt
Organism: Funneliformis geosporum
Lineage: Eukaryota; Fungi; Glomeromycota; Glomeromycetes; Glomerales; Glomeraceae
Source: the annotation of a GenBank genome assembly